CCAUUCACAUGGUUGGUGUUAGGACCCUGAGGACAUGCUCUUUUUUCUUUGGCUGCAGCGACUUGGCUGACAGCUUCCAUUGCUGUUGCCUAGUGCCUGACCAAAGCCGGUUGUCAAAGAAAGGGUGUGGGGAACAGAGGACGUUUACUAUUUCUGCAGCAGGCAUGCGGCUCUUGUUGGCACUCAAGUCGUGGAUACCGGUCUAACUACGCAUCAAUGUAUCCCCGCGUUAACUCUGGCGUGUACCCACAUCUCGCGUUUUAAAGAGAGACAUUGUGUUAGACUGCAAAUUGAUUUAAAUGUUUUUCCUGAGGAUUUUUUUCUUUUCAUUCCUCUGACAUUCCAGAUUUUGCCCAGCUUUGAAGAUGAUGUUCCUGGCAUAUACUUUCAUAUUCAUUUCCAAUUGUGAAUAGCUUUUCUGGAGAACACUUUCCGUGGAAUUUGUGAGUAAAGACUGCAACCACUUUCUGUUCUGCUCCGUUUUGUAGCUGUCCUCUCCUCUUUCUCACCUCGCUAGUAGGUUAACGAAUGCGAGAUGUAUGUCCUUAUCUAGAAUUCUCACCUGAAGACAAUCUGUGUACACUGCAAAUGAUCAGAAUUCAGAAACGCAUGGAAACCGUGGUGGCAUAGCAAACUGACUGGUGAGGCAUUGUUCAUUGACUGUCCACGACAAUAAUAUUCAACCCGCAUUACAGAGGACUGUCUUUUGACCUCCGCCGAAGCUCACUGUUGUUGGUGUUAAGAUAAAAUAGCCUACGAUGUCUGUAAACCGAAGUAUCGAAUGGGAACAUUUUGAGGAGCGAGAUAAGGCCCAUCGAUUCUCACGGGGGAGCGGGUCGGCAACUGUAAGCGGUACCAAAGGCAAUGGGCUCGUGCCCAGUCCAGCUCACAGUGCACAUUGUAGCUUUUACCGCACGCGCACUUUGCAGUCGCUCUCUACAGAGAAGAAAGCGAAAAAAGUUCGCUUUUAUCGGAAUGGAGACAAAUACUUCAAGGGUGUGGUGUAUGCGGUGUCUAAUGACCGGUUUAGGUCCUUGGAUGGUCUACUCAUGGAACUCACACGCUCGCUUUCGGAUAAUGUGAACUUGCCCCAGGGUGUAAGGAGCAUAUUCACAGUGGAUGGGACCAAAAAGAUAACGACUCUCGAAGAACUAGUUGAAGGUGAGAGCUACGUAUGUGCCUCCAAUGAGCCUUACCGCAAGGUGGACUACACCAAGAAUGUGAAUCCUAACUGGUCAGUGGGUCUGAAAACAGGCACAUCACGCUCUCUUUCCUCACUCAGCGCGCUUAAGAAUGAGCACCAUCGGGAGGGCAAGGACUUCAUCAAGCCCAAACUGGUCACAGUCAUCCGCAGCGGUGUUAAGCCCCGCAAGGCCGUCCGCAUCCUCCUCAACAAGAAGACAGCCCACUCCUUCGAGCAGGUGCUUAAUGACAUCACCGAUGCCAUCAAGCUGGACUCUGGAGCUGUUAAGAGGCUGUACACUUUGGAGGGCAGACAGAUCAUAUGCCUGCAGGACUUCUUUGGGGAGGAUGACGUGUUCAUCGCCUGCGGCCCGGAGAAGUACCGCUAUGCCCAGGAUGACUUUGGGCUGGAUCAGAGUGGUAAGGCUACCGCAGCCUUUCUAACUGAGUGUCAAGUGUUGAAGUCCUCAUACACACGGUCCUCCACCCCUGUGAGGGCACCAUCAGGGUCCAAGAGCCCGGGAGCCACACGCCGCAGCAAGUCCCCUGGCUCAGUGAGGAGAGCCACAGGCUACUCCACCAGCAGUCAGUCACCUGUCAAGUCUCCCGUGAAUGGCAUUCCAAGCAGUCAGAUCUCCACACCUAAAUCCACAAAAUCCUCCAGCUCUUCUCCCACCAGCCCACGCAGUAUGCGGAGCUUCAAGUUUAGCUGCAACAAUCGGCUGAGGGAGCCUCCCAGAUGCCCUGCUCAGAUUCCUCCACAUCAUACCUCAGCCUCCAAUUUGAAUGGUUCAAAUGAACAGCCACCUGCUAACAGCCUGAGCCCUGAAGUUAAUGGCAACAGAAAUAUGUCUGCAUCAACCAUUCUGGAAAAGUAUAAAGUUGGGAAGGUCAUUGGUGAUGGGAACUUUGCUUUCGUAAAAGAAUGUACUGAGCGCUCCACCGGCAAAGAGUUUGCUUUGAAGAUCAUAGACAAGGCUAAGUGUGCUGGCAAAGAGCACCUGAUAGAGAAUGAGGUUGCUGUGUUGAGGCGGGUCAAGCAUCCCAACAUCAUCAUGCUGAUUGAGGAGGUGGACACUCCCACAGAGCUCUACCUGGUCAUGGAAUUGGUGAAGGGGGGUGACCUGUUCGAUGCCAUCACCUCUUCCACAAAAUACACAGAGACAGAUGCCAGUGUCAUGGUGUUCAACUUGGCAGGGGCCCUCAAGUACCUGCACCGAAUGAGCAUAGUGCACAGAGACAUCAAGCCAGAGAAUCUACUGGUGUGUGAGUAUCCUGAUGGCACAAAGUCCUUGAAAUUAGGAGACUUCGGAUUGGCUACUGUGGUGGAGGGACCUCUACAUACUGUGUGUGGGACCCCCACAUAUGUGGCCCCAGAGAUCAUCGCUGAGGCAGGUUACGGUCUGAAGGUGGAUAUCUGGGCUGCUGGUGUGAUCACCUACAUCUUGUUGUGUGGAUUCCCUCCAUUCCGCAGUGAAAAUAACCUUCAGGAGGACCUGUUUGACCAAAUUCUACUGGGUCGCUUGGAGUUCCCCACUCCUUACUGGGAGAAUAUAAGUGCCUCUGCUAAGGAGCUGAUUGGCCACAUGCUUCAGGUGAAUGUGGAGGCCAGGUUCACUGCAGAGGAUGUGCUGAUUCACCCCUGGGUCACGCAGGAGGAUGCUGCUCUGAGGAACAACACAAGGAUUGAGGUGACAGGUAAACUCAAGACUCAUUUUAGCAACACGGCAAAGCCCAACAGCACUUCCGCCGGAGUGUCCGUCAUCAUGAACACAGCACUAGAUAAAGAGAACAUCCAACUUCAUCCCCGUCGCCAGGACAACAGCCUGCCUCCCCCUGCCUCUGUGCUCUCAGAGAAUAUGUCCUGCUCUGAUCAGGCACAGAAGACCCUUGUUUGUGACCGCGCAGCAAAAGCAUCCCACUCUGUUCACUGGGAGAAUCUGCCAUCAACCUCUGUACCUGAGCCAGACCAGCCCUCUAUACCUGAGCCUGUACCUGAGCCAGACCAGUCCUCUGCCCCCUCACCGGACAAGCCCUCUGUACCUGAGCCUGACAAGCCCUCUGUACCUGAGCCAGACCAGCCCUCUACCCCCUCACCAGACAAGCCCUCUAUACCUGAGCCAGACCAGCCCUCUACCCCCUCACUAGACAAGCCCUCUGUACCUGAGCCAGACCAUCCCUCUACCCCCUCACUAGACAAGCCCUCUGUACCUGAGACAGACAAGGCCUCUGCCCCCUCACCAGACACCGAUGAACCCAUGGCACCUCCAGCUUCUUCAUCUGUUUCCCAGGAGAGCAGUGAAGUUUCUGCCGCCGCUGUGGCCCCUGCGCCCUCUGCUCCCCCUCUUGCCUCCCCCCUCCCUCCCCCCGCCCCCGAAAGCUCCUGGCCUCCCGCCCCCCCGUCCCCUCCCAGCUCCUUCCCAGAGCCCCCUCUGUGCAGCCUGGAGUAUGAAAGUCCCUCUCAUGCCUGGAAGCUGCUGCGAGAGGAGUAAGCCCUCUCGCCCUCCACAACCAUCACAUAAUUUACCCUGAUGGCCAGGAGAGCUAAGCUUAGUUAUCCUUAUUUUAAGGUGUGAGCACAAUGUAUAUAUAUACAGUGGUCGCAUACAAUUAUCUAUAAAUAAAAAUGAGCUUCAGGGAGAAGGCCAACUUCCCAAGCCAAGGGUCUCAGAUCAAGCAGAGCACCAUGAAAGGCUCCCCACUGCAUGGAUUGCAUUUGCAUGUUGCAUUUUCAGCUCCAUUCCAAUUUCAGAUAAAGCUUUGGCUAUUUUCCAGAUGCCUAACACAGGCUCUUUAGAUUGUUCCCAGACCCACUCCUCUAUCAUACAGAUACAGUUAGCUAUAAACAUUCAAUACUCCUCUUAGAAAACCCAACUUAUGGAAAUCCUUUUUUUUAGACAUUGUUACCGUAAAAUGAAAUGGAACUUUGGAGACCACCUAUUUCCACAUGGAUCUUCAGUUCCCAGAGCAGAAUAAUUAGGUUCCUACAUAUCCGGACUCCACUGGAGUGAUGUGCCAACGCCUUUUAGGAUGUGUGGAUGGCCCGUGACCGCGGGUUUGGGAGUCAGGCGUGCCUAGUGAUAGGACAUGCCACAGAGGGAGUCCCACUGGCUACUAGCCUCGUCCCGCCCACUCUACCAGCUGGCCUGUCACUCCAGCAUGAACAUGAGACGUGAAAUGGUCCCCCUAUUCCCUAAUUGUUCAUGGGAGCAUUAAGGCAGGACACAUAUGAAUAUAUCUACAAUUAUAUCUAUUCGCUAGGAGAUACUUUUAUCCGUCAUGGGCAGGGUUUACAUUUGUAUCAGAACAUUAUGCUCAUUCACAAUCCAUGAUAUUGGUGUAAGUAGCACCAUGUUGUACUUGGUGAGCUACCGAAACACAAUUACAGCAUCUAUGUCUAAAAUGUCUAAAACACUGUCAGCUUCUUCAAAGAAAUGUACAACACUGAUUAUCUCUGCAAAGGGUGACUGGAAAGGAAUUUGCAGUCAUUCAUUACUGGACCUUAACACGGUCCUUCAUCACAAGACACAUAAAAUAGUGGAUGAGCUAUUUUUCUAUGUCUUGAUUGACUGAUUGUAUAUAUGUGAAUUUGUACUUGAGAGCAUUUGAAAGAUGAUCAAGCCGUAUGAAUAGACAAUGUGAUUUAAUCCUUGUUGAUGUGACCUUUUACUUCUGAUUGUGUUUUUUUGUUUUUUUGCUCCUGGAAACUAUGCUUGAAUGUGCUGAUUGUGAUGCGUUUUAGAGCUGAAUACGUGAGUAAGGGUACUGCUAGAGCAAACCUACUGUAGAGGCUUACAAAGCAAACAUGACCACAGGAUAAUCAGGCCCCUCGUUUUGAUGAAAAAGUAAGAGAGGGAAUACCAUAGUAUUUUUGUAAAUAUCUGAUAGUUUUUCCUGAUGGUUCUGGACACCAGUCUGAUUUCCCUGAGGAGGCUGUGCCUCUGCUGGACGUCCCGUGCGGUGUGUUUCUGAUCAGCAUUCUUCUUGCCUCUACGGAUGAGUGCCGAGGCCUUGGGAACAUUAAGUUCACCUGGCCUUAGGACCAAUUCAGGAUCCAUACACAUUUGUCUAAUUCAGUUGUGCUGAUGAAAAAAAAGCGUUAAUAGUGAUUAUUAUACUGUGAAGUUGUUCUUACUUAGACUAUCUGGAUACUUUUUUGAAGGCUGAAAUCUGAAGGCCUGUUUUUAUUUUCUGUGGUUUUCUGCUCUUUUUCUCAAGGAAUUUUUAGCUGCAUGCAAAAUUCCUCUUCUGCAACAUAACACAUUUUAGUCUGUGUAGCUGCUAAGUCACAGUGGUGGGCUCCAGUGUUAGUCACUAUCUCUUGCUACACUGCUUUCACAGUUCUCCCGGUUUUCUCUUCAACACUUGCAGUUAUGCUUUAUGUGCAAGGGAUCCAUUUUUCAAGAGGAAGGUGUGAAGUGUGUGCAGCCCCUUUUUUCAGUGUGAUCUUCUUCUUGGUCUAGAACCUUGGUUGUUUCAUUUUGUAAUAGGAAUUCAUCAAGAACUUCAUUAAAUGCAAUAAAAAAAUCUCUCAAAUGA
Molecule: messenger RNA, 5721 nt
Organism: Clupea harengus (Atlantic herring)
Lineage: Eukaryota; Metazoa; Chordata; Actinopteri; Clupeiformes; Clupeidae
Gene: dclk2a
Product: doublecortin like kinase 2a
Biological process (GO): protein phosphorylation; intracellular signal transduction
Molecular function (GO): ATP binding; protein kinase activity
Source: RefSeq, a predicted model, not a curated record